AAAUACAUGGGGAUAUUACCACCUACCGCGUGGUUUUUAUUUUUAGGAAAUUAACUUCUCAAAUUUAAAAUUCUACAAAUAUGCAUCCUUCUUUUGGGCAAAAUGAAUAUGAACCUUGGUCGGCGUGGAUAAGUUGUGGCAAGUCUGAAAUUUGCAGAGGAAGAAAUUGUUUGGGGAAUUGUCUGAAUGCCAAGAUAUUUCAACGAAAAGGCUGCAGGAACUCCAGUUGUGAUGAUCUGAUAUCUACAAAAGGGCAGACAGAACAUCUUUCAACAGCCACAUUUUUAGUGCAAUCCGCUUCUUUGGAGGCUACUACUUCCGGUAGAAUACAUUCACAAGAAACAACCACAUCAGUGAAUAUGCCCAAUGGCACCGAGCCUCAUCAAAAGGACAUCGUACAAAUUAUACCAACCUCCACUGCUGGUAUCGGUCUUCUUGUGACUUUGGGUCUGACCCUGUUGGUGAUUUUUAACCUUGUCUUCACGCUCUAUUUCUACCGUGCUUGGAAGAAAAGACAAAAGGUGCGUUCCAGACAAAGCAUGAUUGAAAUGUCACCUUAUGAUGGAUUAAGGAGCAUUCCCAGAGCGCAGAGGGAAGAUUUAUACUCCAACAUCAGAGAGUCCCUCUUCACUGACGCUGGUACAUACACAACCAUCAGAUCCAGAGAUGGGGACGUUGACGGGACCAUUUCAGAUAGAUCCAGGCUACUGCGAGUGGUGCCAUCGCAACGAGGAUGUAACCGGGAAAAGGUGAAGACCCUGACGACGCUUUUUGAAUUGCAUUCUAAGGAUGUCAAACAAACAUUGUCAGAAAUGAAAUCCGUGAAUAUCACUGGUGAGUGAUUAUGUGACGUAUCCAUGUUACUUUUAUGAUAUACUAUAUGUGCAGUCGGAGGUGAUACGCUUUUUAGUGUCAUCAUGAACAGACUCUACCAAAUUCUACUAGUGUUGAUCACAUUUUGGUGAAAAUAAUAAAUUAUUGCAUUUGCCUCAACACCACUGACAAUGAAUGCCGCUAAUUUAAUCGUACAUACAACAUGUUUAUGUAGGUGCCACUGAGAUGUAAUGGGCUGACCCUAAAGGCCAUGAUCUAUAUCCAGACGUAGCAAUCGUUGUGUUUUAUUCUGGACUUUUAUUUUAUUGAUGGUUGGCGGUAUUCCUGUCGAUGGAUGUUGGGAUCAUAUGCAAAUAUCAAAUGAGAGACACCAAGAAGAGAAAUAUACAAGCCACUGUCCGUUAUAGUUGACUUGCCAGUGUGUCAGUAUAGAUAUCAAAAGUCUAUAUCUGAUUUAACAUGAGUGUUUAGCAAUUAAAGACAAAGUGUUUGGUUUACAAAUUACCAGUACUAAUGUUUAUAGUGGUAAAUAGUAACUGAAAACGUUCAUGUUCACACCUACAAGUGUGACAGCUUUUGUAGUCAUACACAAUAUAAUUGUUAUUUGAAAUACGAUUAAAUUAUCAGGUUAUAAAGUACAGGCCCUGAUUUUUUUUUUAUAGUUCUGGGUUUGUGGUUGUUGAAUUAAUUCUUUUUCCUUAUUUCUUUCUUUUUUGGACUUUUAAGUGUUAUAAUCACCGGUCAUUUAUAUCUUAGAUUGAAUCCACUUUCCAUUGAAAUUGGAGCUACAUUGUGCUUACAUGAUGCUUACCAAGGUACUCCUCCUAGACACCUAACCCCACCUCUGGUGUGUCCAGUGGUCUGUGUUUACCCAACUAUUUAUUUUGUUGAGCAUCACUGAAGAGACAUUAUUUGUCGAAAUGCGCAUCUGGUGCAUCAAAAUUGGUACCGUAUAAGUUUUACAUUAUAGGAGUUAUGCGACCGAUCACUGUUCGUUAUCUUCACCUUUCGUUGUUUUAAUUCUUCAGUAAUCACUGAGAACACUAUUUUAGAAUGUUUAUUUACAUAUUUUUAACAAUAUUCUAGAAAGAUAUCUUGUACAUGGACUAUAUUGUUGGUUUUUUGUUUGUUUGUAUGUAGAUUGUAGAUAUAUAUUUUGCACUAAUGUCCAUAUUGUAUAUUUCAUACUCUUGAAAAUGAUACCGUAUGUUACAGUUGGAUCAGUUAUGCUAUUAAAGGAUCAUGAUAUUGGUGUAAGUGUUACACUGAGAACUCUA
Ostrea edulis (European flat oyster) is the source of this 2111-nucleotide messenger RNA. RefSeq lists its product as uncharacterized. NCBI's taxonomy places the organism in Eukaryota, Metazoa, Mollusca, Bivalvia, Ostreida, Ostreidae. The transcript is spliced from 7 exons. The record is from RefSeq and is a predicted model, not a curated record. Bases 81 to 842 code for a protein of 253 amino acids.